AUGGGCAAGAACACAGUCGCCAAGAGACGCUGCCUCGAUGAGGGCGUCGUCUCCCCUCCUUCUUCGGUCUCACUCGAGCCUUCGUCUUCUUCUUCUUCCUCGUCUUCGACUCCAUCACCCUCGUCCUCCCCAUCACCAACCUACAAGAUCAUUAGCUCUCCCGUCACCCGUGCCACAACGCUCAGCCUCGCCUACGACUUUGUGCUUGCGGACUUUGACGCUUGCGACUUGAAGACACCUGUCUACUCGACUGCUCAGACCCCUGGAACUGCGAUCAGGAUGUUAAACAAUGUCGCCCUCGGAGGCGGAUCGCUCGUCUCGCCUGUAUCACCCGCCUGUUCAAUUGAUCUUGAGCCAUUCCGCAUGCUCUCCAACUACAAGGGAUACAAGAAGGCACUCUACCAUAUCUCGGAGAUGGCUACGUUCGAGGAGGACAUGGAAUAUGUGAAGCAUAACGAACCACUCGACAAGUUUUUGGCUCGUAUGGAGAAGAGGGCUGCUUGUGAGACAGACCCUGAGGACGAGGACAUCAAUAGCGGACCUGCUUUUGCUGCGACUCGCGCAGUUGCUUACCCCGAGUCCGAGUCUGAGGACGAGCACAGUGUUAGAAACCGAGGUGAUUUGGCUUCCAAGGUGUUUGUUACUACUAUUGCUGCUGCCAAGUACCACAAGCAGAGACAAGACUACGAGGAUGGAAAUACCACCCCCAAGGCAUUUGCUAUGAUGACUCGCGACGAUGACAACAGAGACUGGGGAUUUUACAGCGACAGCUGUCAGGAAACUGUUCGCGGCUACGGCUCAGGAGACGACGAAGACGAGCAGGAUCUCGACUACGACCACGAGGAUUCAUUUGGGCGCAACUACAAGGCCGCUGAUAGCGCUAACGACUUAGGUCACAGCUACGAGGAUGAAGAUGGCGACCACGAAGAUGGAUACGCAGAUCACCGGAACGACGACAAGGAUUCCUUUGAACAUUAUGACGAGGUCGCUGACGGCGCCCAUGCCUCGGGACUCCAUUACGAGGACGAAUUGAUCGAUUCGACUAAUCUUCAAGUUUCGGCCUGGCCUCAUUGGAACAGACAACCAGACUUGUAA
Molecule: messenger RNA, 1095 nt
Organism: Linnemannia hyalina
Lineage: Eukaryota; Fungi; Mortierellomycota; Mortierellomycetes; Mortierellales; Mortierellaceae
Source: the annotation of a GenBank genome assembly